GACUUGAAGCUCAAGACUUUUAGUCGGGAAGAUGUGCUUGAAAGUGCACUUUUUCUCUGUGGAGCGUUUCCAAUUCCGCUUUGCCCUCAAAAGAAACCUCCCUCUACUAUCUCUUAUAUCUCUCUCCUUUCCGUCUCUUUUGUUGUUUCUUUGCUCGGUGAUUUUGAUAAUUAUCCAGUCUUCCUUCUUUCUAUUUAAUAUUUGCAGAGCAGAAUAUAGUUGAGUAAUAGUUGAUUCUAUUACCAAUCUCUUUCAGAAUAAUGUAUACAUCAUCACUCUUCUCGCUGGCACUCCUCGCCUCAAGCGUUACUGCAUCGAUCACUGAUGCCCCGUCGACAAACAAUACUGCCUCGGUCGCCGCUGCUAGUACCUCUGGGAUGACGUUAUCCCAAGCGAUCAUAGCUAACAACGAAACUCUAUCUACUCUUUCCAUGCUUCUCGGACAACAGCCCGCACUCGUAAGCGCGCUCUCCUCCAACUCUUCAUCGGGGAUUACAGUCCUGGCACCAAAUAACGCAGCGUUCACGAAAUUCCUUGCGACGCCUGCAAAUAAGGCCGCAGCUGGCCAAAGCGACGUCGUUGCUGCUGUUCUUCAAUAUCAUGUUUUGAAUGGUACAUUUCCAGCCAGCAUGUUCUCAAAGGACGCAAAGUUUAUUCCAACGCUUCUCAAAAAUGAGAGCUACACCCAAGUCACAGGUGGACAAGUAGUACAGGUUGCCCUGGUUGGUUCAAAUGCUGUUGUUACCACUGGACUAAAAGAGAAAAGUACUACAACACAGACUGAUAUUAUGUUCAACGGAGGCGUGAUGCACAUCGUCGAUACAGUUCUUACCAUCCCCAUUUCGCCAUCCAUGUCAGCGAUCGACUCAAAUCUGUUGUCCCUUGCAGGUGCCCUUACAACUACUUCCCUCGUAGCACCAGUCGACUCCCUCAAGGAUGUCACUAUCUUCGCUCCUUCUAAUGAAGCUUUUGAAAGAAUCGGGAACACAGCUGCCGCUCUACCUAAAAGUGACCUCAGUCAAAUCCUCGAAUACCACGUUCUCAACGGCACUGUUGGCUACUCUACUCUGCUCUCCAGCGGGCUAGCUAACGAAUCUUUCCCGUCGCUCAUGGGCCAAUCCCUCACCGUCACCUCAGAAGACUCCAAAAUUUUCGCCAACAGCGCCGAAGUCAUCGGCGCUGACAUCAUUGUCUCUAACGGAGUCAUGCACAUUAUUGACAACGUUCUCAACCCCUCUAACACAUCUGCUGUUACAAACCCUACUGCCACUUCGCAACCUAUUGCCUUCGAGGGCGCAACUAGUGCGGCAGUCGCACCAUUCACCAGUGGUAUUAUGGCGACAACUACAGCCCCCAGUGCAGCUACGGGCACAUCAGGAAGCGAGAAGAGGAUUGGAGGAGAGAGUUUGGGAGGUGCGGUGGCUGCGGUUGUGGGUGCUGCUAUCAUGCUUUUGUAGUUGGAGUAGUGGUAAAAUGCGAUUAUUUUCUUUUACAAUUUUCUACAAGACAGAGUUUUAUGAAAUGAUACCAUAGUCUUUUAUUUACAAGAAGCUUUCUUAAUUCCCAUGCCCAUAAUACAAACCAACCAUAUGUGCUAUUGUAAACA
Botrytis cinerea B05.10 is the source of this 1606-nucleotide messenger RNA. RefSeq lists its product as hypothetical. Lineage: Eukaryota; Fungi; Ascomycota; Leotiomycetes; Helotiales; Sclerotiniaceae. Bases 261 to 1457 code for a protein of 398 amino acids. The transcript has 4 exons. The record is from RefSeq and is a predicted model, not a curated record. Gene Ontology annotation, cellular component: fungal-type vacuole membrane. Gene Ontology annotation, biological process: macroautophagy.